Molecule: messenger RNA, 5748 nt
Organism: Anguilla anguilla (European eel)
Lineage: Eukaryota; Metazoa; Chordata; Actinopteri; Anguilliformes; Anguillidae
Gene: usp10
Product: ubiquitin specific peptidase 10
Exons: 15
Coding region: 250-2850 (866 amino acids)
Biological process (GO): regulation of autophagy; protein deubiquitination; DNA damage response, signal transduction by p53 class mediator
Cellular component (GO): cytosol; nucleus
Molecular function (GO): cysteine-type endopeptidase activity; cysteine-type deubiquitinase activity
Source: RefSeq, a predicted model, not a curated record
CACGCUCUCGAGCGCGCGCAGGCCAGAGGCGAGGCGAGUCAAAGAUGGCGGCAAGGAAAGCGGCAUGAUGUACAGGAGCAAGAGAUUAUAUACGAAAUACUAAGUCAGUCUAGGGAGUGAAAAUGAACGAGGUGACACAACAACAUGUUUAUUUGUAGACAUUAAUUAAUACAUUCCAGCAUUUUCCCAAAGCAGGACGUUGAGUUUUUUUUUUAAGAUCAUAAAAGAAAAAAAAAACUCAUCGGGAGCAUGGCUGCACGCAGUAACCAGUACAUCUUUGGGGAGUUCAGCCCUGAUGAGUUCAUUCAGUUCUUCGUCACUCCACGCUCUUAUGUUGAGCUUCCACCAUUCAAUGACCGAGUAUCCUCCACCAGUCAGUCCUCAGGAAGUUACUGUACUCCACCUGUGCCUUACAUUGCGGACGCAGUGAGACUGCCGGUCUGUGGGGAAGAUUACCAGCACAUCCGGUUCGGUGUGGACGAGGUGAUGGCCCCUGACUGCGAGGUGAGGGACUCCCUGCAGAAGGUGUCCAGCACGCUGAACCCCCAGGCCCCCGAGUUCAUCCUGGGCUGCCAGCCCUCUCAGAAAGCCGCCCCGCACGCCCCCGACGGCCCCCACUUCAACUCCGUCGACUGCCCCGACUCGGAGCCCCCCUCCUCGGACGGCAGCCGGGUCGGGCAGGACCUGGAGGGGGCCCCGGGCAGCCUGGGGCAGCGGGAGCGCAAAAAGAAGAAAAAACGGCCGCCGGGGUACUAUAACUACCUGGAGGGCUCCGGCGGCGGCGGCGGUGGUGGCGGCUCGGCUGGCCACGGCGAGGCCGCGCUGGAUGUGGGCCUGGUGAACGGACACGCGCUCUCAGUCUCGGGCCUGCGCCCGGCGGACGGGGCUGGGGAGGACGCGUCAGUGGCCGAGCUGUGUAGCCCCGCCUCCGCCACGCCUGCGUCCGCCACCGCUGGCGCGGAGAGGACUUGCGAGAGCCCCGACGAGUCCUCUCUGGACUUCACGAGCGGGGCGGGCUCUUCCUCAGACAGUAACAACAUGGCCUCCUCCUCCUCUUCCUCGUCCUCUCACAGCAGCGGGGUGGCGGAGGGGGGCAGGACUGCUGAGCAGCCGCCGGUGCCGCCGCCCGCCCAGAGCCCCCAGCCACCAGGCAGCGGGAGGCAGAGCCCCGGCCCCGCCUCCCCGCUGCCCCCCACCACUACUGCCCCAUGCACUGUAGCGCCCAGCGCCCCCGCGGACGGCGACGGCGGGGACAGCCGGGUGUCCAACGGGCUGGCCGAACCCGACGCCGCUUCCGGCGCCGAUGGACAGAAGGACUCGUCUGCGAGCGAGCCGGAGCGGCGGCCGUCGGGAGCCGUUGAGGCCCCGCCCACAGCGGCGGAGGCCCGGUCGCCGCUCCCUCCAGCCGCUCCCACGGCAAACCCGCCCAAGUCCUGGGCCAGCCUCUUUCACAACUCUAAGCCCCUUCCGGGCGGCCCACCCGCGUACGUGGAGGUUAGAAACGUCCCGGCUGCUGUGACUGUGGCUCCGGGCACCGCCCAGACACUGGAGGGGACGAGCGAGGUCAGGGAGGGGCCAGUCCCUGUGUCUGAAGACCCCAUGGCCCCCAGACUUGCAGAACUGAUUGAAAAUGUGAAGUUGAUACACAAACCGGUGUCUUUGCAACCCAGAGGACUGAUAAACAAGGGAAACUGGUGCUAUGUCAAUGCUACCCUGCAGGCUCUGAUUGCUUGCCCCCCCAUGUACCACCUGAUGAAAUCCAUUCCCAUGUUGAACGACACUCAGCGUCCAUGCACCUCCACGCCAAUGAUUGACAGCUUUGUUAGGCUUGUCAAUGAGUUCAGCAAUAUGCCUGUGCCACCAAAGGCAAAGCAGCAAGGUGCUGGAGACAAAAUAAUGAAAGAUAUUCGACCAGGCGUUCCUUUUGAACCUGCCUAUAUCUACAAACUUCUCACUGUCAUAAAGUCGGGUCUCUCUGAGAAGGUAAACCACGUCACGGCGCUUGGCCGACAGGAAGAUGCGGAGGAGUACCUGGGCUGCGUGCUCAACGGCCUCCAGGAGGAAAUGCUGGCCCUGAAGAAGCUGCUCUGUCCGGAGGAAGAGAAGGUUGGCACACUCAACGGUCCAGGAUCCCAGCCGGGAACUGAAGAGGACAUGGCGGACAAAGAGGAGGAGGACAGCGAGGAUGAGUGGGAGCAAGUCGGACCCCGAAACAAGACGUCCAUAACUCGACAGGCAGACUUUGUCAGAACCCCUAUUUCUGACAUAUUUGGAGGUCAUAUCAGGUCUGUUGUGUACCAGCAGAGCUCCAAGGAGUCAGCCACAUUGCAGCCCUUCUUCACCCUGCAGCUGGACAUCCAGUCCGAGAAGAUCCGCACUCUCCAGGAGGCCCUGGAGGCCCUGGUGGCGCGGGAGUCUGUUCAGGGGUACACCACUAAGACCAAGCAGGAGAUUGAGAUCAGUCGGAGAGUGACCCUGGAAGAGCUUCCGCCCGUGCUCGUCCUCCACCUCAAAAGAUUUGUGUUUGAGAAGACUGGAGGGUGUCAGAAGCUAAUAAAGAACAUCGAUUACCCCAUUGACUUGGAAAUCAGCAAAGAUCUCUUAUCACCAGGCGUACGGAGCAAAAUUUUCAAAGGCCAAAGGACAUACAGGCUCUUCGCAGUUGUGUAUCACCAUGGGAACAGUGCUACCGGUGGCCAUUACACCACGGAUGUCUUCCACAUCGGUCUGAACGGCUGGCUGCGCAUCGACGACCAGACUGUGAAGGUGAUCAACCAGUUCCAGGUGGUGAAGCAGACCGCCGAACGCACUGCUUACCUCCUCUACUACCGGCGUGUGGACAUGGUGUAGUGACCGUGCGCCAACUCCUCAACGAGAACACUGCCCUGCUCCUGCUUCUCACCUGCAAGGUUGUCCUCUUUCUCCCUUGCCCCCACCUCCCGUGCUCCCCCCUCCCCCCCCCACGCAUUUUUUCCCAACAUCUCCUUUAUCCUUUUAUCCUUACGGAAGAAGAAUGAAGACACAUGAACAUUGCUAAAGUCCUACUCAAGACCGCUUCCUUGUGUCUGUGCAGCACUGCUGAGUUUUUAACCGCAAAGAGGAAAAAAAAGAAAAAAAAAAAGUUGGACGGGGUGACUGAAAGACAGCAAGCACCUGAGACUAAUUCUGCACCCCUCCCUCACUCAAACUGGGAACAUGCAUUGGCUUGCAAGGACUGUGCCAGUUGAGGCUGCAGUCAUGGGACUACUGGAAUGUUUUUUUUUUGUUUUUGGUUCUGUUUUUUAUUUUUUAUUAUUGUUUUUUUUUUUUUUAAAGAAAGGGCAGAGCAAAUAACUAGCCCUUUAGCCAAGGGAGGUGGUUUACUGGAUGAAUUUCCAGCUGUCAGUUCAGUCUUUUCUAAUUUGGUUAGUGCACAAGGGUCCUGUACCAGCAAGCAAAACUUGUGUGUUGACCGCCAUUUUUGAAUCUUCAUUUUCUUAACUUCGAGAUAGGCGAGAAGAUUGUCCUCUUCACCUCUUCGCUUCUGUUCUCUCUCUUUCCUCGCCUAUCCUUCCUAAUGUUUUUAAAUAUAGGAGACACUUCAGCAGUCCAUACAACCGCGAACAAGAGGUGCUGCUGUGUGAUGCAACAAACAGGCUUUUUUUUUUCUUUUUUUCUUUUGUGAAGAGAACUUCUGUGUGAUUUCUGGGUGUAGAAUUAGAAUAAAGAGAAUCUAAACUAUUUUAAUGCGCUUUAGGGUAAAGAAAAGGCUUACGUGCACGUAAAAAUAUAAAUUAAUAAAAAUGUAAAAAAAAAAAGAAAACUGCAUGUGCGGAUGCACAUUCUUGCAGUUAAAUAUGUUAAAAAAAUAAAUAAAUAAAAAACCUGCGUGAUGGUGACUUUAUCCCACUCUCUGGGGAGCUGUGGUGAUAAUGCUUUCUGUACACAAGCUGGAGAAAUACCAAUGAAUAUGGAGAUACUCCACUACAGACGUCUGCCUUCGUUUAUUUCACGCCUCUUUUCUUUCCCUGUCCCCAUCCCCCUUUUCCUGUGUUGGACAGAAUCUUUCACUUUGACUCACCUUGGCUGCCAGUGAUGUUUAUAUAAUUGACCGUCACGUCCCCGUCCCCCGUCCCCCCCCCUUGACUACUGCUGAAGACGGCCACCAUCGUCCUGGCGUAUGGUUGUCUAACCUUGAGUCUGCUUCUCCUGCGUGUUUGGGGUGUGGAGACUAACAUCAAACCCAGUCUGCAGAAUGUUAGAGGUGCUUCCGUUGGAAAGAAGAGGGCAGGCCUCCACUUUGUUAGAGAAACUUCACUUGAGCCCUAUGAUGAAUGCGCACAAAAAGUUCUGCCAUUGUUUCCUAAAUUUUGCUUCGUUAUCACCAUUUAUUAUAUUUAUUUGAAUUUAUUUGAAAAAGUACCAUUUUUUUCUAAAUUAUUGUUGCGUAAGAAUUUCCCCCAGUUGUUUAUCUCAAUUGGUAUGAUUUAAAUUUACCCAUGCUAAAGCACAACUAAUAAAAUUGUACAAGUACUUCAUUUGAUCAGUUUUAAUUUAUUUCCAUCUUCAGGUAUUUCAUACCAAAUUGUCAGUGUUUACAUGCAAUUAUUAAGGGUAGUUGUACCUGCACUAUGAAGGAAAUCAUUCAAAAGUAUAUUCCUUUCAAAUGCAACUUCCACAAGUACUCAUCAGCAUUUAUCCCUUUAUAGAGUGUGUAUAUUUUUGAACUACAGCUAUUACCUUCUCAUUGCUUUAUGAGCAACUGCAUUGUAUCUCCAGACUACUUGUGUGUGUCCCUAAUAGGCAACACUGAUUGAAAGACCUCACUGUCAAAUCAAUAAGUUAGGGGUGUAGGUCCUUUGUAAAGUUGCUUUUAUAUUUGUCUUGCCUCUGUCCAGAGCAAUGUUGGUCAGUGAGUUGAAGAUAGUGCCAUGUGAAAUAAGAUUUUCCUCCUUUGGCAUUGCAGCCAGAAAGCAAGAGCCAAGGAAAUUAUUUUGUACUGUUUGUUUCAUGUUUGGCAAGGGAAGGCUGGUUCAGAAUUUGAGAAAUGAUAAUAACCUCUUUCUUGAAGCAUUUGGAAACCUGUGUUCCUUUCAGAAAUUCAUUUUUAUGGAUACACUAGUAUCUGUAUCAGAAAUGUAUCUAAUUUGGGUGUUUGAAAUGGUCUCCUUUUGAGUUAAUAUUUUGUAAGAACUAAAUAACUAAAUUUAUCAUCUCUGGCAACCUUUGAAUCCACAGUCUUGUGCAGUUAAAUUUCAAUUAGGUAAGUUCCAUCUGGUAAAGAUUUAUUCUCCUGAUGCUCAAAAAAAUUACCUAUUUUAUAUAAUUAUAUAUUUCCAUCAAAACCAAAGGAAAAUGCUUUCAUUGAACCUGUUGCCUUUUAAAUGAAUCCCUGUCACCACAAUUUCAUCAAAUGUUCCCCAUAUUUGAUUUCACUUUCGUACAGGGAAAAUAAAGUCGUACCUAAUGCUCAAGCUAUUGUGUAAAUGUUGAUAUAGUCCUGUUUUUCUAAAGUAUUGUUACAAUGUACAUCUGUAACAGACAUGGACACUGCAGUAUUUGUUUUGUUUUUCAGGAGCCCAAUGGUGGGUAAACUGGCUAAAUCUCUUCGAUGCUUUUGAUUCCGUUUGUGAAUUCUAACACUGUCCGCUGACACCUAGUAGGCACUAGGGCGGAACCCGCUAUCCACUCGAGCUGUGUUGUUCAUUUGAAGCCUCCAGCUUCAUAUUUAUUUGUUAAUUGGUCAAAUAAAAUUGUGGAGAAAAUUGA